AUGGCAGACAUCAUUCAGGAAAAGCUGGCCAAGUACCGCACUGCUCCAUUUGAUGCAAGGUUCCCCAAUACGAAUCAGAACAGACAUUGCUGGCAGAACUACCUCGAUUAUCACCGAUGCCUAAAGGCUUUGACCGCCAAAGGAGAGAAAGUCACACCCUGUGAGUGGUACUACCGGGUGUAUAAGUCCAUGUGUCCCAUAUCCUGGGUUACCAAGUGGGAUGAACAGAGAGAGGCCGGAACAUUCCCUGGGAAGAUAUGA
Molecule: messenger RNA, 261 nt
Organism: Polypterus senegalus (gray bichir)
Lineage: Eukaryota; Metazoa; Chordata; Cladistia; Polypteriformes; Polypteridae
Product: cytochrome c oxidase subunit 6B1-like
Exons: 1
Coding region: 1-261 (86 amino acids)
Cellular component (GO): respiratory chain complex IV; mitochondrion
Source: RefSeq, a predicted model, not a curated record